Molecule: messenger RNA, 711 nt
Organism: Daphnia carinata
Lineage: Eukaryota; Metazoa; Arthropoda; Branchiopoda; Diplostraca; Daphniidae
Gene: Ppcdc
Product: phosphopantothenoylcysteine decarboxylase-like
Exons: 2
Coding region: 141-686 (181 amino acids)
Biological process (GO): coenzyme A biosynthetic process
Cellular component (GO): phosphopantothenoylcysteine decarboxylase complex
Molecular function (GO): phosphopantothenoylcysteine decarboxylase activity; FMN binding
Source: RefSeq, a predicted model, not a curated record
AAUAAUAAUCAAAAUAACAAGUGCCGGGAAGUGUCAAAAGAUUACCUAGACUGUCGCAUGCAAAAACAGUUAAUGGUUAAGGAAGACUGGGCCAAACUUGGAUUUGGUGAUUUAGUUGGUGAGAACAAAAAUUAAUAGUCAUGAAAGUACUAAUUGGAUGUACAGGAAGUGUGGCCACAAUAAAAGUCAAUGAACUAGUGGAUCAGCUGAAGAAUAAUAACUUUGAAGUACAGACCAUUGCGACAAAGUCUGCACAGCAUUUUCUAAAGACAGACAUAAUAGACUGCAAAGUUUGGAAUGACGAAGAUGAGUGGAAUGUGUGGAAAGAUAGAGGCGACCCUGUUCUGCAUAUUGAACUUAGAAGAUGGGCAGAUAUUUUUAUUAUAGCACCUUUAGAUGCCAACAGCCUUGCAAAAAUUGCUCAAGGCAUAUGUGACAACCUCCUCACUUGUACAGUUCGAGCAUGGGACUUAGCAAAGCCUCUGCUUUUCUGCCCAGCAAUGAACACACACAUGUGGAAUCACCCACUUACAGCGGAGCACAUUAACAAGCUGAAAGCAUUUGGCUACAUUGAGAUACCUUGCAUAUCUAAAACUUUAAUCUGUGGUGAUUCAGGAGCAGGUGCCAUGGCAGAAAUUAAAACAAUAGUCGACCAAGUUGUAAAGAUUUCAAAAGGAAAAGUUUGAAAAUAAACUAUGUCAAGUAUACAAA